Messenger RNA from Tuber aestivum (summer truffle), 2146 nucleotides. The record is from the annotation of a GenBank genome assembly. Lineage: Eukaryota; Fungi; Ascomycota; Pezizomycetes; Pezizales; Tuberaceae.
AUGGCGACGAUAACGAUAACACAGCCGCUUCGGUCCUUGGUUUCACGCUCCUCGGUCGCAGGAAUAUCUGCUGGUGUCACCACCGUCAUCAGUGCUGAUGCUGCCGCUGCCGGCGCUCUCUCCAUGCUUGGACGGCGCCAGCCGGUACCAUCGGGGGCACGGGCGCCAGUGCGCCGGCGAGCGAUCACGGCAAUGGGUUUGAGUGAUGGGAAAGAGGGUGUCUUCUUUAUCGCGGGUUCGCGGCAUGCGGUGGGGUGAGUGAUAUUUGCAUCCCCCGUUUCUUCCACCCCUCACUCACCCCCAUCGCCGACAAUUCUCCCUUAUCGGAAUUAAGCGUGACCAUGCCACCAUGGGCUGACACACGCACUCCUGCUUUGGGACAGGAAGGAAGGAAUUGCGGGAUCCAGUACCACGUUGAGUUCGCUUCGGAGUGCCGUGAAUAAUCUUCAGCAGCGCCGAAGAUACAAUCAUCCUCGCUCUCUCCAUGCUUCCUCAGCCCUUCUCGUAUCGGACAGGGAAAACACGUAAUUGAUUCCCCCCGCAAACACUAUUCCCUUCCCCACCCCCCAUUCCCUUCAAUUCAUUCUUUCCACCUUCCAUCCCGGACUAGACUUCGAACCGGAGAUGGAAGGAGGGAAUACCAACGCACCGCUUCAAUUCCUGCUGAGAGCAAACCCACUAAAACUUGCCGUUAUCUUUAUCGAUACCUGACAGACCCGGGCAUAAUACGGCCGCCACGACCACUACCAAAUCUGCUCCCGUAAAAAAGCGCCGAAAGAUACUCCCUAUCACCCCGCACGAGGACAUUUAUAACAUCCCCAACUUUUUAACCUUUUCACGUUUACUGGCUUCGCCGAUCAUCGGUUGCUUGGUGCUACAGGAGCAACACGCUGCGGCGCUGGCGUUGUUUGCUGCGGCGGGACUGACGGAUCUCGUCGAUGGUUACUUGGCAAGGAAAUGGAACCUCAAGACGGUCGUUGGAUCAGUUAUUGACCCUAUGGCGGACAAGACUCUAAUGACCGUUUUGACUGUCACUCUGGCUAUGAAGGGAUUGUUGCCAGGUUAGUGCCCACGCUUGGCUCCAUUGAAUCGAUAUUCCGUGCUCUGUGGUAGGCGACAUCGGGCGGCUGGAUAACUAGUGCUGACGAGGCGGGAUUUCCUGCUCGUACUUGCAGUCUGGCUCGCAGGAAUAAUUUUGGGCAGGGACAUCGGGUUGGCGAUCUCCGCAAUCUAUUUCCGCUGGAUUUCGCUCCCUCCGCCAAAGACUAUGGCGAGGUACUGGGAUUUUUCCUUGCCCAGUGCAGAAGUGCGCCCCACCACCAUCAGUAAGGUUAGCAUCCCGCGGGUAUGGAGGGGUUCCAUGGGCCGUCCCUUCUUACUUUAAUUGCACUACUUCCAGAUGUCACGCAAUAUUAUUGGCACUAAUGGAGAUACAGCUGAAUACUGCGUUACAGCUGGGGCUGAUCGGUGCUUGCAUGGCGCACCCUUUCAUGGUGGCUAUGGUACCGGAUUGGGACGUUGCUCUCCAAGUAAUGCAGUUAGUAUUCCAACUCCUUGAUUAUUAUUGAGAUGAUUGCUGAGUACUCUAUUUCUCUAUAAAAGAUACACGGUCGCAACCACCACUAUCUGGAGCGGUCUCUCAUAUGUGUACUCGAAGGAUGCCGUCAAAAUCCUUAAGCCGCCCCAGGAGCCGGAAGACGGGGCGAACCCUGACGAUAAUAAGAAGAAAAUGACCUAGCCUUCGGCUACCUGACUCCGCACCGGCCUCCCCGAAGCAGCGGGUGAGGGUAGGCAGCGGGAUGAUAACAGGUCUCACUAGUAGCUUGUAAAUUGGGACUUGAUAAACAAUAACGAGGGAGACAGUAAAUGAGAUCUCGAGCAUUCACUCACAGAAACGCGCAUACUAUACCCGCGUACUAUAGCUCCGCACAGAAUACCCGUCCUGUCACAGUCCCCUCCCGAGAAGCAGCUACCCGCGCCGGGGUUAGUCACAAGUGGAAAGCCCGAGUGAUAACAAAUGAUGCAUGUGAUUUCCUCCUUGAGAGGGGGCACAAUGCUUGCCUAUAUAUCCGUCGAAUCUCCUGCAUUCUCGAGUACUACAAUGUUGUAGAACAGCCGGGAACCUCGGUAUUAUAUCUGCUCACAC